GGCGACGCAGACGCUUGCAAACCAUCUGCCACCAAUCUGGCCCCGCCCUCUUAUCUCCUCCGCCUCCGCCUCGCUCGCCUCCUCCUGCUACUUGCAUUGCUCCAGCGCGUGCCGUCCGCAGGCCGUCCAGCCCUCGCGCGAGCCAGCGAUGGCCAUGCAGGCCCCGGCGUCGUCCCUGGCGCGCGCGCCGGCGGCGCCGCUCCGGUCGUCCUUCUCGGCGCCGUGGUCGGUGCGGAUGCCGGCGCCGGCGCGGCGGCGGGUGGCCAGGGCCGCCACGGCCGCGCGGAUCACCAUGCGGGUCGCGUCCAAGCAGGCCUACAUCUGCCGCGACUGCGGGUACAUCUACAACGACAGGACCCCGUUUGACAAGCUGUCCGACAGCUACUUCUGCCCCGUUUGUGGAGCUCCGAAGAGGAGGUUCAGAGCAUACCAGCCGGCGGUGUCCAAGAACGCGAAUGCCACCGAUGCCCGCAAGGCGAGGAAGGAGCAGCUAAAGAAGGACGAAGCAAUCGGGCAAGCCUUGCCGAUCGCCAUUGCCGUCGGUGUAAUUGCCCUGGUCGGCCUCUACUUCUACCUCAACAGCGCCUACAACUAGAGGAACAAACAUGCAUCAGAGACGAUCAGUCCAUUUGGUGCUGGGGACAGGAUCGAUUCUUUCCAUUUUGCCCUUUCUUUUUGUCGCUGUACAUGUUUUUGCCAUGCUACAUGCAUACUACUAGGGCUCCAACCUCCAAGACUGUAAUACAAGUCGUCGUUUAUCCUGAAAUACUAUACGUUAAUUACUCAACUGACACUUGACAGCUGAUUCAGGUUUUAUUUGGGAUUUCAACUGGAAUAAAUCAUCUGAAACAAGUGGCUUUUUCUUCA
Molecule: messenger RNA, 867 nt
Organism: Setaria italica (foxtail millet)
Lineage: Eukaryota; Viridiplantae; Streptophyta; Magnoliopsida; Poales; Poaceae
Exons: 4
Coding region: 149-595 (148 amino acids)
Molecular function (GO): iron ion binding
Source: RefSeq, a predicted model, not a curated record